CCUAGUUCAGCCUCGUCUUCAGCAGUGAGAUCAGUGCUCUCCACAGAUAUACAGAUCUGCUUUUCUUUUCUCUUAUUUCAACUCAGGUGCUGGUCAAUCCAACCAAAAGAUUCAUGGGACUCAGAUUCCAUCAUCACAGACAGAUGCUUUGAUUGAGCAAGCAACGAAGAUGUCUCUCAGACGACUUCUCAACCCGACGGACGAUGACACUGGAGACGAAUGGACAGAUGACAUGCGACGCGUUCGUCCGAGGCUCGAAGGGCCUGUUGACUGGGCUCUGAACCCAACAGAGGACCACCUCGACCCGAUUGUCUAUCCAACAGAUAUGUCGUUCAACCAUUCCUUCGGUGACCAAGAAAUGAUGUUUGUAAAUCAGCAUGCGCCAGUUCCGGGUCUAGACGCCAUUUCCUUUGGUCAAGCCUCCUUUUUGCAGCCGGUGCCGAAUGAUGUAGGGUUGAGUGGUACAUCCACGACAUCAAAACCUGGGAUCGAAUUUAUCGAUGAGUCAGGGGUUAACGCCGAUGUUUCGAUGGUGGAUGCCGCGUCCAAUGGGCAGGAAGAGCAGGUCUGCUACGGAAUGCUCGUCCAUGAGAAGGUUAAAUUGGUAGGAAAAGGCCAAGAACUAGAAACUAAAAUACUAGCACUUAAAGAGAAUAACCAGCAUGUUCAAACCCUUGACAUCCAGUUGUCUGGCGACGGGCCACUCUCUCUCAGGUUUCCAGACGGCACGGAUUUAGGCUAUCUAUCCAAAAAGAUGGAGCAGGCUUUGCAAGGGCUUAUUGGCUUGCCCUUAUUCGAGAUCGAUGCUCUCACCAAUCUCAAUUCUCUCAUCGAGUCCCUGCGUCGUGCUGGGAAGCCAGCUGAUGCGGCGAUCCGCGUGAGCGUCAACGUUUAUGGAAGAGAAUCUGAUCGCGAUGAAGUAGGGAGAGAACUUUCAAAGAAGGAUCUCUUCCUCCAACACCCGGAUGACUGUCGUGUGGGGGUCAGAUAUGACAAUCCACAUAUCCUACACUUAGAUGGGAUGGAUGAGACAGAUACCGAUGAAGAGGAUGAAGAAGAUGUUACUGAGGUGGAAGUGUCUGAAACUACGCCCGAGCAGGAAGAGGGCCUCAGGGAGACCCUUGACGAGGUCUUUAAUUCGCUAACACGGGGUGAUCACCUUAGACAACUAGGAGGGGGCGAGACAUUGAAUAGGACCUUAUAUCAGCAUCAAGGAGAAGCGUUGGAUUUCAUGAUACAACGAGAGACGGGUGCUAUCCCAGAUGAAUAUCGCCUCUGGCAACCAAAUCCUAUGGGCCGGGGGCAACUGUAUUGCCAUGUCAUCACCGGCAACGAGCAGCAAGAGCAACCCGACGAGAGCGGUGGAGGGAUCCUUGCUGACGAGAUGGGCAUGGGAAAGUCUCUUACUACACUCGUUCUUAUGGCAAAGACAUUGCGAGAAGCACGCCAAUGGGUCGAGGGUGUAAAGGCUAUACCAGGAGCUUCCCUUGCUGAGACGCCUACUCGAGCGACGUUGGUCAUUGUUCCCUCGCGCGUUUUGAUUAACACCUGGGAGAGAGAAAUUGACGAUCACCUAAAUGCUGGCAUGAAGAUGAUGAGAUACCAUGGGCGAUCACGGAAGGAGCUUAUUAGCAAUAUCGACCGAUAUGAUAUUGUCAUUACCACGUAUAACACUCUUGCAAAGGAACAUGACGCAAAGGUCCUCGGAAAGGGGCAGAGCCCGCUACAUGACUUUGCGUGGUAUCGAGUUGUCCUGGAUGAAGCCCACAUGAUACGUCGCCGUAGCACAACCUUCCACAGGGCUGUGGUCGAACUGAGAGCCAAAUCACGCUGGUGUCUCUCGGGAACUCCUAUCCAGAACAGCUUAGGCGAUCUAGGCUCACUAUUGGCUUUUAUACAACUAAAGCCUUUCCACGAUCCCAGAAACUUCAGUCAUUGGAUAGCUAACCCUUUUGGAGUCAGGGCAACCAAGCGGAAAGCAAUCGAAAGGCUCACACUUCUUCUGGAAGCUAUCUGUCUCCGGCGAACAAUAGAGCGCGUUGAUUUGCCAGGUCAACGAUCAGAGAUAAGCCUUGUGCAAUUUACUCCUGAAGAACGUGCCGAGUAUGAGCUUACAAUCAAAGACAUGACGCGAUUCAUCCACCAAAAAGCUGGGGAAUACAAUCAGCAAGCAGAGACAUUUGGCAUGUUCCAGGUCUUUCUGCAGCUAAGGAGCUUUUGUAAUCAUGGAACAUAUCAGCCCCGGUUCUCUUGGGCUAAGAGGAACCUACUGGAGGAUGAAUUGGACCCUGUCUGUUCGAUGACGAGAGAUAGCUUGAACCGCUGUUCUGGGUGCCGACAGCCUUUGCCGGUCAUACCACACGACAGCCGGCCAAAUUAUGUAGAAAGUUGCAAGCAUGUCCUGUGUGAUGAAUGUUCUUGGGGCAGCAGCAUUCAGUCAGACCUGGAGGAGAGGCGCCACUGCCCACUAUGUCAGUCUCUUAGGGGGGCACGUUAUCGUGGCCAUAUGCCCGCCGCGUCAAGUCAGAGAAACCGAAACGAUACAGAUCAUCUGAACGCGGACGGGUUCUCAUCCAAGAUGAGGGCGCUUAUAUCCGACGUGCAGAGGGAUAUAGGCACAACCAAAAGUAUCAUUUUCUCAUGCUGGACACGGACCCUUGACCUGAUAGCAAAGCAUCUGAAAGCCUCACGUAUAGAAUUUGAGCGCAUUGACGGAAAAAUAUCAACGUCUCAGCGCCAAAAGAUUCUUGACAAAUUCGAUGGCACCAGGACGGUCCCCGUGUUAAUCAUGACAACAGGCACAGGAGCUUUCGGGCUGAAUCUAAAAUCCGUCAAUCGGGUAUUUAUCGUCGAGCCACAAUGGAAUCCUAGUGUUGAGAGCCAGGCUAUUGCACGCGCAAUUCGCCUUGGCCAGGAGCAGCAAGUCCAAGUCACCCGUUACCGUGUUGAGAACAGUAUUGAGGAGGUCAUGUGCUCUCAACAAACGCAAAAAUUGAAGAUCAGUCAAAUGGACUUCAAAAAGGACUUGGAAGCAUCUGCUGCUGGUGAUGAAGGAACCUCUGAUGAUCCUUCAGACAUUCAUUGAAAGGUGUACCGUGGCGACGAUGUCUCAGCUCACUGCCCUUCAGCUCCAAAGCAAAUCGUUAGCCGGGCACCAUUCGGUGGAUAAACGUGCGUAACCUGUUAGUGACAGAUCUACAAUGAUAAUUGCGUUAGAUGAUACACUCCAAUUUCAU
This is a messenger RNA of Aspergillus caelatus, 3236 nucleotides long. RefSeq names its product SNF2 family N-terminal domain-containing protein. The record is from RefSeq and is a predicted model, not a curated record. Bases 170 to 3085 code for a protein of 971 amino acids. Gene Ontology annotation, molecular function: ATP-dependent chromatin remodeler activity; ATP binding. NCBI's taxonomy places the organism in Eukaryota, Fungi, Ascomycota, Eurotiomycetes, Eurotiales, Aspergillaceae. The transcript is spliced from 11 exons.